AUGAAUAAGAUUGUUAGACAAGUCAGAAAGAAAACACGUUUGGUAUCUAGUGAUUUGGUGUUUAGAUAUCGUUUGGCUGUUGAAGAGGAAAAGAAGAAACGUGAAUCUUUAAUAUACAUGGUUGAUAAAUCUCAAGAGGCAUUGUUAUUCUUUGAACAGAUUUUAUGUUCUACUGAAAAAAUGGCUGAUCUCUAG
Entrophospora sp. SA101 is the source of this 195-nucleotide messenger RNA. The record is from the annotation of a GenBank genome assembly. Lineage: Eukaryota; Fungi; Glomeromycota; Glomeromycetes; Entrophosporales; Entrophosporaceae.